Spodoptera littoralis (African cotton leafworm) is the source of this 1536-nucleotide messenger RNA. The record is from the annotation of a GenBank genome assembly. Lineage: Eukaryota; Metazoa; Arthropoda; Insecta; Lepidoptera; Noctuidae.
AUGUCUUUCUUUGGUGUAGGAAAUCCCUUUUCUACGCCGGUAGGGCAAAAAAUAGAACAAGCUACAGAUGGAUCCUUACCGUCGGAGAACUGGGCCCUUAAUAUGGAAAUCUGUGAUAUUGUGAACAGUAGCACAGAUGGGCCUAAAGAUGCCAUAAAGGCUAUAAGAAAGAGGUUGACACAGAGUGCUGGGAAGAACUACACAAUUGUGAUGCACACUCUGACUGUGCUUGAGACCUGUGUAAAGAACUGUGGCAAGUCUUUCCAUGUCCAGGCUUGCAACAAGGAGUUUAUAUCUGAAUUGGUAAAACUCAUUGGUCCCAAGAAUGACCCUCCAACAGUGGUGCAAGAGAAGGUGCUCAGUCUAAUCCAAUGUUGGGCAGAUGCUUUCCAGAACCAGCCUGAUUUACAGGGCGUCGUACAAGUUUACACUGAAUUGAGGACUAAAGGGGUGGAGUUUCCAAUGACAGAUUUAGACGCGAUGGCUCCCAUAUUCACACCGCAAAGGAGCGUCCCGGACAGUGGUGAACCAAUGAUCGGGUCGCCCCAACGCUCAGCUAUGCCGCAAACCUCGCCCAGCCGACCCACCCAGGAACAAAUAUCUGGAACCGUGACCCUAUCAGAGAGCCAGACCAACAAGUUGCGCGCCGACCUGGCGGUGGUGGAGGGCAACAUGAACGUCAUGAACGACAUGUUGAACGAGCUCACCACGCAGCCACACACCGCGCACCACGACUCCGACAUCGAACUGCUUAAUGAGUUGGCAGACACACUCCGCGCUAUGCAGACUCGCGUGGCGGAGCUGAUCGGGCGACUGGCGGGCGAGUCCCCGCUCACCGGGGAACUACUGCACGCCAACGACAGACUCAACAACCUACUGCUCCGGCACGGACGGUUCAUUAACAACAGAAAUGCCGCUACCGGCGGUGCUACGCCAUCUGCCAUUCUAGGCGCUGCCAUGGGAGUACCUGGAUCAAAUGCUCCAACAUCACCAAAGAAACCUGAUGACGACGCUCUAAUUGAUCUCAGCGAUGACGUACCUGAUAUUGCCAAAUUGAGUGUCCGUGACUCCCAGCCAGACAAGUCCCCGGGCAGCUCUAAGGACGAGUUCGACAUGUUCGCGCAGUCACGGAACCUUACGUACGAGAACUCCAAGACUGGAGGCAGUAGUUACGCAGAUAACUUGGAGGAGCAGUCCUCGGCCGGGCUGGCCUCCAUCGCCAGCCAACGAGCCACGCAGGGACAACCACUUCCGUCGGGCAUGGAUGAAAGGGAGAUCGAUGAAAUAGCGGCAUGGUUAGCUCAAGAGAAGGCUGCAUCAGAAGCAGCAGGUGGGCAAGAGAGCGUCACGAGCAGUGACUUCGACAAGUUCCUGGCGGAGCGCGCCGCCGCGGCCGACAGUCUCCCGCCGGCCAGCCAGGCGGCCGCCGCCCCCGCCAGUGGCAAUGCCAGCGCGCCGCCCGCCAUGCCAGCCGCACUAACCCCCCGCCACCGCCAAAUCAACAAGGAUGACCACGACUCCAUGUUCGCGCUCUGA